Molecule: messenger RNA, 152 nt
Organism: Paraglomus occultum
Lineage: Eukaryota; Fungi; Glomeromycota; Glomeromycetes; Paraglomerales; Paraglomeraceae
Source: the annotation of a GenBank genome assembly
GGCCGGGGGCAGUCCGGGAUUUAGUUGGGGUGCUUGAUAAACGGACCCCAGGUACUGUUGCAAUCUUGGUAACAAAUCUCGGAUUCAGUGAAGGAGUUGAAACGGAAAUUAAAGAUCAUCCCCACGACAUGAGAUUAUAUUAUCUCAUAUAG